Molecule: messenger RNA, 826 nt
Organism: Cannabis sativa
Lineage: Eukaryota; Viridiplantae; Streptophyta; Magnoliopsida; Rosales; Cannabaceae
Product: protein SENESCENCE-ASSOCIATED GENE 21, mitochondrial
Exons: 2
Coding region: 247-537 (96 amino acids)
Biological process (GO): response to stress
Cellular component (GO): mitochondrion
Source: RefSeq, a predicted model, not a curated record
GGGGUCGCGUCUCUGAUACUCGUCCUCUAUAUAAAGAGGCCGUAGCUUCUUCUCAUAAACCAUCUACACAAAUCCUAAUUCUGAAGAGGCUAAAGAAAACCAGAGAGGUUAAGAGAGAAAGAGAAAGAGAGAGAGCCUAGUUUGAUUUAUCAGCUACUGCGGUGAGCCAAAAACCAUUGUUAAUCGGAAAAACUUCAAUCUCUCCGCUGUAGCUGACUUAUUCAAUCUCUUUGAAUACUCUAAGAAAUGGCUCGCUCUUUCUCCAGCGCUAAGAUUUUCACCUCUCUCGUCGUUGAUGGCGCCUCUAACGUUAUCAGCAGGCGUGGAUUCUCUGCUGCAUCACAAGGAGUUGUGUCGAGCGUAGUAAGAGCUGGAACCGCAGCAGGUUCUAGAACCGCAACAAAGAAAUCCGUCGAAGAAAACACCGAGAAGGUGUCGUGGAUCCCUGACCCGGUCACCGGUUACUACCGACCCGAUAAUGGUGUUCCAGAAAUCGACGUGGCCGAGCUUCGCGCUACGCUCUUGAAAAAGCACUGAUUUAAUGAUUUAAUUUAUCACUAAAUCAAUAUUUUUAAGAAAAAGAAAAAUUAAUAUUUAAAAAUAUCCCCGAGAGAGACGUAUGGGGAGUUACUUGGUCCGAGUCGCCUGACACUAUUCGACUCAGUGGGUAGGGGCUGUCGUUUUCAUUGGGUGUAUAAUCAUUUUAAUUGGAAUUCGAUAAGCCGUUGGUUGUUGUGGGUGGUGGUGGUAUAUGAAAACUUUUGUUUUAUCACAUAAUGUUUAUGUAGCUCUUUUUUUUUAUCAAUAAUAUGAAAAAUUUUCCAAU